Molecule: messenger RNA, 948 nt
Organism: Acanthoscelides obtectus
Lineage: Eukaryota; Metazoa; Arthropoda; Insecta; Coleoptera; Chrysomelidae
Source: the annotation of a GenBank genome assembly
AUGAAAACCUCAGGGUCGCGCAUAAAGAGCAACGUCUCUAGAAAGUGCAAGCUCGGCGAGCAUCAAGAUACCAGUCAGUUUCCUGAAAUGCAGGACUACUUCUCUAAAACGUACAGUGUAGAGAAUAGUACUGUUCAGAAUAGUAAUCUUUCUUAUGGGGUCAUCAAUUUGUUUAUCUAUGAAAUUCCAAUCUCAGCUAUCUAUGACAAACUGUCCAAAUUAGAUGCUAAUAAAGGACCUGGACCUGAUGGUGUACCCCCGUUGUUGAUUAAACAUUGUAGCUUUCUGAUUUCUAGACCUCUAUUUUAUAUUUUUAAUCUUAAGUUGAAAAGUGGAACUUUUCCGGAAUACUGGAAAACAAGCUUCAUUACUCCAAUACUGAAAUCUGGAGAUCCUUCACAAGUCAAAAAUGAUCGACCUAUCAGUAAACUGAGUUGCAUUGGAAUGGCAGCUCCAGGACCGUCCACUAUGACUCUGGGCCAGUUAGCGGAUCCGUCGCCAGAAGAUCAUGGAGACUCGCGGAUCCUCAACCGCAUUAAACUACUGGCAUCGCAACACCUUCCGGAUGGUUGGAAGAACUGGAAGGUGGCCAUUACAGAAAGAACAUCUCUAUUUGAGGAUCCAAUGGAUCCUGAGCUGAUCAAUAAGUUGAGAUUUGCCCUUCCAACGGUCGGACUAGCACAAGCAUUUAUCCCGGAUUGUAAGAACCUAUCGGAGAAAACAUAUCGGGAAAUGAAGGUCCGGAUGCUGAAUUGGCCUUUUUUGUGUCGGUCUGGUUAUUGGUCCUCCAGCCUUGGCGUGUCGAAUAAGGGGAUCUGCAGUUCAUCACGAGCUAGUAAUGAGCUCUCUGGACUCACUUCGGCCAUUGUUCAUCUCAAGAAAAGAAGCGGCUCGGAGAUUGGCAGCAGAUUCUUCGGAGGGCGAGAGUUCAUCAACGGGUGCUUCUGA